ACACCCACAAAAACACAUGAAACGACACGACAACUCAUGCAAUAAAAAUGGCAUCUUCUGGAGCAGAUUUUGCAAUGGAGGAGAGGCAGCGAUAUAGGCACUGUGCUUCCAGAUUACUUGGGAUGGUUGCUGAGUCUGGAGAGAAGCAAAAGAAUGAGCUCAACUCUCUGCUGGAUGAGUUAAACUCACUUGCGUACUCAGUACAGGGUCUUGUUGAACAGGAACCAGGGCGCCUGCUGAGCCAAGCCUGUAUGCUUGUACCCCUGCAAGAGGAGCUCCUGGUAACCAAAGUAUGCCAGCUCAUUGUUAUUAUUACCCACCAGAAGGUGGUACUAAGCAAAGCAACGGUAGAGACACUGCUGGAGUAUAUCACCAAUGCUAUGAGGCAAUGUCAGCCGUGGACCCUGCCGGAGACACUCAGAGCUCUUGGAGCUGUGGUUUAUGAAAAUGGCCCAAAGUGCUUUCAGUUCUUGAAGCUACUGUUAGGAACUUCUCCUCAAGGUGUUCUCCUGCUGCUGGUCAACUCCAAAGAAGACGAUGUGAAAAGAGCAGCCGUGCAGUGCAUUGGCAAUCUAUGUAUGAGGGAUGAUGUUGGUGAUGUGAUAGAUACAGAGUAUCUGCAGACUAGCUAUAAUACAAUAAUCACAGUGUUACAGUCGCCCAAACAACCAGGCACAGAUGAUUAUGGUCACUUUAGGCUUCUUCUGAGCACACUUCGAGGUCUUCAAAAUGUCUUGGCAGCCACUAAGGAAGUUCACCAUCAGCAGUUAGGCUCAAUCCUGGCUUCACUCAAGGCUUACAUGCUGUAUGGUCUUCCAGGAGUGGGCACCAACUUCACUAUCCCACCAACCAUCUACCCGUCUCCUCUGUACCAGCAUGACUCUGGGCCUUCCCCGUCCAAGCCAACAGACCCCGCCCCAUCCAGGACACCCAAAGAAGCUACUCCAACUACCGCUAAGCAAAAGAGCCCGGAGAGCAAGAAAGAAGAAAAAGAAGAGGAGGAGUUUAGUCUACGCCCUGGGGGAGGGGGCGGGAGCGGGCUGCGAUUCACCCAGCCCAAACCUCAGCAGGGGAAGAGAGGGAAAAAGAAGGGCAAAGGGAGGCAGGAGAAGGGUGCAGCGACGCCUAAGAAGGGUCGGGAUGGUGGAAGGUUUGCUUCUAUGGAUAGGAUGGAGUCAACGAAUGUAGCAUCGGCCACACCCACGGAUGUAGGAAGGAGCAUGACUGCACAGAAUCCUUAUGACGUUGACCCAUCCUCCCUCUUCCCAGCCUGGGGUAGAGUCAGCAGUUCAGAGUCGGAGUAUUCGGAUACAGAGGGAGGACAGGCAUCAAAGCUAAGAGCAGCUGCCUCCAAGGUACGGCAGGCUGCUCUGGCAUGUCUCCACUGUGUUAUAAAGAAUACAGAGAAGAAGUAUAUAUUUGGCUAUUGGUCGGCAUUCAUCCCUGAUACCCCGCCUUCAGCUGGUUCCAUGCAUACCUUCUCCCUCUUCACUAGUAUGUUGAAGGACCCUGCUCCGAAGGCUCGAGUUGGCAGCGUUGUUGUUUUAUCGGCCCUUCUGGACGGGUCAAGACAGUUCCUGGCUGCAGCAGAUGACAGGGAUAUGAAACGACGAUCUGCGUUUACGCCAUUCUCACACACCCUGGCCGCUACAAUCAAGGAGAUGCAUCGAUGCGUCCUCUUAGCUCUGAUGGCAGAGAGUUUCUCAACAACACUCACUCAGAUAAUCAAGUGCUUGUCCAUCCUGGUGCAGAAUGUUCCAUACCACAAGUUAAAUCCCGGCCUUCUCACAAAGAUUGUCAAAGGAAUCCGUCCAUACUUCUCACACAAAGACAACAACGUCCGUACAGCGUGCCUGACCUGUAUGGGUGCAGUCCUCUCAACCACCAUGCCCCUCAAAGAAAUCUCAGACCUCCUCCUGUCACCGGACUUCCUUAAAGUGCCUCCCGUUCCUUCCCUCAGCUCAUCUCAAACCGGACUCAAUGCAGCCUCCUGGAGGUUGCAACUCGGAGCCGAGAGAAACAUCAAGGAUUCUCCUCGGGAUGAAGAUGGGGUUGAAGGACUGACCGUGAAGGGAGACGGUUUGAUGUCAAGAGAGGAUGGGGAUGUAUCAUCCGAUGGGGUUAGAUUAACUUCUGUCGAUGUAGUAAGGUUGAAGUCGGAGGAGUAUACAAUCAAUUCAGGCAUAUUGGCCGUUGAACCAAAUAGAACCGAUCCCCUCACCAAAGAGUCAUCUGUCACCAUGGCAACAGACUCAUUAGACUGCUUGACUAUCAACGAGGGAGCGUCACCGCGGACGGCAGGAUGUGAUGAGCAGCCGGGUGAUGAUCUCUUGGAGGGUGUGUCCGUAUCGUGGUUGAUGAGGUGGUGCACCGAUGCAGUGCUGUUGAGAGAACCUUUAGAGGUUCCUGUAGCGGGUAGCAUGGGUGUUUGCAGGUUACUGACUCCCAGUGAAGCUCUCCCGGUGAGGCUAGAGGCUCUACAGGUCAUGACCCAGCUGGUCAAAGGUUACUUUGCCGUCAUUCGGAGCAUCUUGGAUCAUUUGUGUAGUAUCAUCAUCAGCUGCCUGGAUGAGAAGGAUACAUCGGUGCAGCUACAUGGCCUCAAGGUUCUUGAGGAGCUCGGUAAGGUCAUGUUGUCUCAAUUGAAUCCAGAACUAGAGUCUCCAACAAUUCAACUGACUGUUCCACUCACUCCAGAAGAGGUUGUUGUGAUAUGGGAGAGUCUACUUAAUGGCCCUCUACCAGGCAUACUACAGAACACGGCUAACGUCGUCCUGCAGUCGUCAGCAUGUUAUUGUUUAUCCACCAUCGGACCACAAUGCUUUGAACUCCUGAAGAUGGACAAACGCAUUCUUUGCAUCACCAUGCUCCUUGGUCUGAGUAACGAAGAAGACUAUAGAGUUAAAGCAGCAGCAGUCAGGGCACUAGGCGCCUAUGUCUUAUACCCCUGUCUCAGGGAGGACGUUAUGUUUGUUGCCGAUACGGCCAACUCCAUCUUGACCUGCCUUGAAGACUCCUCUGUCAACGUGAGAAUCAGGGCUGCUUGGUCUCUUGGAAACCUCAGUGAUGCACUCAUCGCGAACAAAGACGCCGGUGAUUCAACAUUCUUGGGGAGUUUCUCGGAUAUGCUUCUACAGAAGUUGUUUGCCGCUGCCAUCGCUGGGGCUUCUGACCACGAUAAAGUCAAGUCCAAUGCUGUACGAGCUCUGGGAAUGCUGGUUCGCUUUGCAAGAUCCCAGGCUCUUGCCAAGAGUAGUAUUCAAGCUGUGGUAAACGAUGCUAUCAAGGCCUUGCUGAAGAAUAUCACAACGGGGGCUGCUAUGAGGGUCAAGGUGAGAUGGAAUGCAUGCUAUGCCAUGGGCAACGUCUUCAAGAAUUCCAGCCUGGAGAUGGGCAAGGCCUCUUGGUCAUCCGAUGUCUUCAGCGCUUUGACAGACGUCGUCAGAGACUGCAAAAACUUCAAGGUCAGGAUCAACGCAGCUCUAGCCUUAAGUGUACCUAGCCAGCGAUGUUGCUAUGGCAGUACUGACCGGUUCUGUCUGGUUUGGUCCAGUUUACUCCAUGCCUUGGAAGUCAUUGAUCAAGUCGCUGACGUCUCUGAGCUCAAGUACAAAGACACAUUACGGGAUCAGCUGUGUCAGACACUCGCCCAUCUAGGAAGUCUCGUCACCGUGGAUGACCUUUCACCUCUGCGCAAGAUUCUACAGAACCGUGCAGGCAUGGUAGAGUUGAACAUUUUGAGGUACAGGGAGGCUAAAGUGAUCGCUGGGAUGACCGACGAUAAACGAGGUGUUCUUCUCUCCGCUGCAUCCUCUCAUCUCCAAGACAUGAUGGAGAUCAAGGAGAGCACGUCUGAAGACAGAACUUGUGCCGCUCAGCUCCUCCAGAUCUUCACAGUAUCUGAGAUAGAGGAACAACGGCCGUUGUUAUCGGACCAGUGCCCAAUGUAAUACUGAUCCCUGAGAAAAUCUCAGGAUUCGAACUGCCUCUAGCUACCGGGCAAUCUCGGUAGUCUAGUUGGUAAGACACUGCUCUAGAAUUGCUAG
This is a messenger RNA of Asterias rubens (European starfish), 4046 nucleotides long. Its product is annotated as HEAT repeat-containing protein 6-like. The record is from RefSeq and is a predicted model, not a curated record. The transcript has 23 exons. NCBI's taxonomy places the organism in Eukaryota, Metazoa, Echinodermata, Asteroidea, Forcipulatida, Asteriidae. Bases 48 to 3950 code for a protein of 1300 amino acids.